AAUAUACAAGAUAGGCCUAUGCAUUAUUUGAGAAUACAUAUUAUCUAUUUGUAUUGUAAUCAGUAAUAAGAUAUUUUAGAUACUAUUGUAAAAUACUGCAAAAGUAUUGUAAAAGAGUUUAGCAUGGAUUGUAACGUGUUAAAUGUAUAUUACAUUCGUACUACUCAGAAACACUGGGCACCAUUAGUGCAUAUAUGAAGAAUUAAAUAUAAAAUAUAUUCAUUAUAAAUAUAUAAAUAUUAUUAAACUUUCCUUAAUAAUAAAUGAAAAAAAAAACAAACAUUUUGAUAACAAGCGCAAUUUUUUCUAGAACAUUUUGCCGACGUCAUAUGUACUUCCGGGUUAAGCAAGUUCAGCGUUCGUGAUGGUAAAUUUUUCUCGAGCGAGCUGUAAGGUCUCUUUCUAUCUUUCGUUUUUGUGACAAGCGAUUCAAAUCGUUGGCCUGUUAAUUUGUCUAAAGUAUUCCCGGUCGAUGUGGUUAAUGAAGCUGAUGGCUCCGGGGGAGAAAUAGCAUUUGUUAUUAGCUAGGAUGCACAGCUAUGUACGAGAAAUGUGUCUUCUAAGCCAGUUUUAGUUAUCUAGCUAGACACAUUCGGCUUGCUGGUUAGUCAGACUGAUUGAGCCAGAUUUAGAUCAGUAACCAUCACUGUUUGUGAAUGUUGCUUCAGUGUAACUUGGACGAGUUGUACGGCCGCUUUAUCUGGAAGUGUCUGGAUGGCUGAGAGAGCUGAGUGAAUAGUGCUGUCCUGUUAAACAUGAGCUGUGCAGAUCAGGGGAAGGACUCGUCUGUGUGUCCACACCACAAACAUGAAGAAGUGGAAGCAGACAGCUCGGCCAGUGAAGACACAAAACAGGGGGCAGUCUUAUGUCUUUGCAACAAUGAGGUGAAGAGUCGAGCUGUGGUGAAGUACUCUGCAGCACCGCCUCCAGCCACAUAUGCACUCCUUCAGGAGAAAACGGAUCUCAAGCUUCCUCCAGCAAACUGGUUACGCCAGAGUGCCCAGCUCGGCUCCGCUGGCACCACUGUGUUUGGCUCCCGCAGCAAAAGCAAGCCCUUCUCUAGCUUUGGUAUGGCUUAUGAAUUCAUUGACUCCAUCGGCAACGAUGUUGAUGUGGUGUCUGACUCUGAGAACAUAAAGAAGCUGCUGAAGAUCCCAUACAGUAAAUCUCAUGUCAGCAUGGCAGUGCAUCGUGUGGGCAGGACUCUACUGCUAGAUGAGCUUGACAUUCAAGAGCUAUUCAUGAGAUCAUCACAGACUGGAGACUGGACAUGGUUGAAGGAAUUUUACCAGCGGCUCAUUGACCAGAAAUGGCAGAGGAAGAAGAAAAGUAAAGAGCACUGGUAUGAAAAGGCCAUCCUCUCCAAAUUCCUUUAUUACAGUAUAAAUGGAGAUGGUGCUGCAGAGCCUGUGGCUUCAGAAUCAGACAGCUGUGCUGAAGCAGAUGAGGCUUGUGGAAGAGAGGAAUAUGGCCCGUCCUGGCCUGCUACCUUCAGCAGCUCAACCUCGGAUUCAGCCCAGUCCUCUAUUCCUAAGGAGGAGCGAGUGGAGAACACGUAUGCGCUCGGCCAUGUUACCUCUGUUCCUAAAGAACAGAACCUGCCAACGCUCUUUAAUGAAGGAGAGAAUAGCCAGGGUUUAAAAAAUGACUUUGUGCGGAACAUCCUCUGGACUUUUGAGGACAUUCACAUGCUAGUGGGAUCCAACAUGCCCAUUUUUGGAGGAGGCCGUUACCCAGCAGUGAGUCUGCGGCUCAGGGAUAACAACAAACCAAUCAACAUUCUCACUGGUAUCGAUUACUGGCUGGAUAAUCUGAUGUGCAAUGUACCAGAGCUUGUCAUGUGUUUCCAUGUGAAUGGCAUAGUGCAGAAAUACGAGAUGAUAAAAACAGAGGACAUCCCAGAUCUGGACAAUUCCACGUUCUCCACUAGGGUGGUGAAAGACAUUGCCCAAAAUAUUCUUUCUUUUCUUAAAUCCAAUUGUACCAAAGAGGGGCACACAUAUUGGCUCUUCAAAGCCAGUGGGAGUGACAUUGUAAAGCUGUAUGAUCUGACCACUCUCUGUGAGGAGGCACCUGAAGAGAAAUGCCAGAACCCCUUCACUUUGCCAGUGGCAGUGCUACUUUAUAAGGUAGCAAGUAAUAUGAUGCUGAAAAAGAACCAAAAUAGGAAACACUAUGGGACCAUUAGAACUCUGCUGCUCAACUGUGUUAAACUACUAGACGAGGAGAAACACACUCAGAUCAUUGCCUCAGCUCACUACAUGCUGUCAGAGCUGUUUCAGCUGGAUGACUCAAGUGAGGAGGAGGGCAGCGAGGAGUCUCUGCGCAACGGGGGCUCGGAGGACAGCUAUAGUGAGGACGAGGAUGAAGAGGUGGAUGAAGAAGAAGAUGAUGAUGGCUGCUCAUACAGCAUGGCAUCUGAGCGGCCAGAGGACUGCAAGGCUGUGGCUGUGAUUAAAUCUGUUGAGGAGCUGUCUGUUCCAGAGAAGUACACAUCAACCCACAAGAUAAGGCCCAAUUGUUCGUUUCCUGUGUCCCAAGACAAAGAAGAGAAAUGUAGACUUGUACUUAGCUAUGUGCUAAAGGGACUGAAGGCAGUGGAUAGCAGUAUCAAGAAGGAGAGUGACCUGCCGGCAGCUGACCCCAACACUCCUAUCCCUCUGAAGUAUGAGGAGAGUGGAGCUAGAGCAGUUGAGAAAGAGAUCGCUCUGCUGCUUGACAGAGCUGCUCCAUGUGGUGAGGGGCUGAAGUUGCCCAUGCGCUCAGGCAUGCUGCCUGGUUCCUGGCAGCACCAGAUGAAGCUUCAGCUCUUCCUGAAGGCAUCGAAAGCUUACUACGUGCUGGCGGAGGCUGCUACCAACCUGCAGAAGUACGGCCGUGCACUGCGUUACAUCAAACUGUCACUACAGUGUCAUGAUGCGUAUUGUGCUAUAUGCAGUGGGCUGCACCAAUCUGUGCUGCUCUUCCAUAGCCAUUGUCUGUCUCUCUGUGGAGAUGUGCAGUUGAUGUUGGCCCAGAAUGCCUCAAACAGAGCUGCCUAUCUGGAGGAGUACAGCUACCAGACCAGAGAUGACCAGGAGAUCCUUCACUGCCUUCACCGGGAGAGCUCCUGCCAAGCUUUCAACAUGGCCACUGACCUGGCCACUGACCCAGAGUACCAACUGUUUGUCAGCAGUAAGUGCUAUGAGGCAGCCUAUGAAAUUUUAACCUCUGAAGCUCUGAAAGACCUGAGCCCAGAGAAGCUGGCUCAGGUUCUGAAGAGGCUUGGAAACAUCCGCAAUGAGAUGGGCGUCUUCUAUAUGAACCAGGCUGCAGCACUGCAGACAGAGAAAGAAGGGGUACGGAAGUCAGUGUGUGCAGCAGAGCAAGAGCUGUGGAAGAAGAGCUUCUCUUGUUUUGAGAAGGGCAUGCAGAAUUUUGAGGCCAUUUCAGACUCGGUUAACAAAGCUCUGCUGCUGUGUAACAUCGGCAGACUGAUGCGGAUCUGCGCGCAGGCCCAUUGCACCAUGACCACAGAAGAGAGCCGAGGAGAGUUCUCACCUGAGGAGGCUCUUUACUACAACAAGGCAGUAGAUUACUAUCAGAGGGCCAUGAAGUGUCUGGGCAGUAGAGAGGGCCAUGCAGCAGUGUGGGAUUCAGUGAACUGGGAGCUCUCCACCACGUACUUCACCCUGGCCACACUACUGCAGGACUACGCUCCACUGUCCCGCAAAGCUCAGGAGCAGGUUGAGAGGGAAGUGACAGAGGCUAUGAUGAAGUCUUUGCGCUAUUGUGACCUCCAGACAGAAUCAGCCCGCCAGCCACUAUACCAGUACAGAGCAGCAACUAUCCACCAUAGGCUGGCUUCUAUGUACCACAGUUGCUACCGUAACCAGGUGGGUGAUGAGAGUGUACGGAAGCAGCACAGGUCUCUAGCAGAGCUCCAUUACUCCAAAGCAGUGCGUCUGUUCCUCAGUCUGAGUGAUGCCCCGUGUGAGCUGCUCCGCACACUGCUGGAGCGUGUGGCCUUCGCUGAGUUCACCAUGGCAGGACAGAGCAGUAGUGCAGUGAAAUUGAAAACCUUAACAGGAGCUUUGGAAAUAAUGUGCGAGACUCGCCAUGCCUUCAGCCUGAUCUACAAAGAGCUGCAGGAGCAACAGCAAAGAGAGGAAGUGGUACGAGAAGACAUGGCCAAACCUGCUGAGUCCUCUGAAGAUAGCCCUGCCUCUACAGGGUUGAGCACACAGGAAGUGGUGAAGCUGAUUGGCAUCUUUGAGCCCAGCAUCUCCUUCUUGCUGCUGCAGCUGAUUAAACUCAGUACCACCAGCAAACGCAAACCCAGCAGUAAAGAAGAGGAGCAAGUGAAGGUCUACAAGCAGGUCUACUCCAGGCUGUUGCGAUCAGAAAAGAACACCCCCCUGACCCAGCGCAUAGCCCUCUAUAUGGAACUUCUUGAUCAACUGGCCUCGCCAGCAUAAACCAAAGACACACCACCAAUUCUACAUGUGAAUUAUAAUGUGAAUCAUCUGUGAGCUCUCCAGUCUGACUGAGGGUAUCGACCGUCUGACCAGACCCAGACCCUGUAAUGAAAGACUCAUGAAGAGGUUUCUGGAAUGGGACUUCGAUGUGAAUGAGUUCUCACCAGCAGUGCCUUGUUCUCACACUCAUGGCUGAUUACUCACUAGAUUUUUGCCCUUCCUUUUUUUGGUUAUUUUUUUGUAGGUAUUAGAGUUGCAAUCAAAAUUAUUCAACCCCCAUUGCAAAACAGGUUUAUUGCCAAAAUUUACAGACUUUCAGCUGUUUGUAAACCUGAUUUGCAAUGGGUGUUGAAUAAUUUUGAUUGCAACUGUAUUUAGUGAGGUUAAACUGUCAGAAAUAUUUUCCAAAACUGACUAAUGUGAACUAGUUAAAAUGCCUUUUGUUUCUGAUCCUUCAGAGAAAAAAAGAUACUUCAAUAUUUUACUUUUAGAUGAAUAAGCAAACAUUUAUUUAUUUAUCCCUCCCCCCAGAAGGGUCACAAUAUGAAUGAUUAAUAUGUGCAAUAAUAAGGCAAUGUACAGGAAAAGUUCUGUCUGAUAGAGCUGAUGCCGUAUUUUAUAUACAUGCGUGCUAUGAAAAUUCUUUAUUAAAAUUUUGGAAGCUGAUUGAA
This is a messenger RNA of Ictalurus furcatus (blue catfish), 5128 nucleotides long. RefSeq names its product erythroid differentiation regulatory factor 1 (gene edrf1). The record is from RefSeq and is a predicted model, not a curated record. Lineage: Eukaryota; Metazoa; Chordata; Actinopteri; Siluriformes; Ictaluridae. The transcript is spliced from 25 exons. The coding region runs from base 756 to 4457 and encodes 1233 amino acids. Gene Ontology annotation, biological process: positive regulation of DNA-templated transcription. Gene Ontology annotation, molecular function: protein binding.